GUGGGGGUAGGAGGGUGACCUACUUUGGAGUGUCAGCAAAGACUACUUGCGUUCAGUGUGGUGGGCUCGAACCCACGACCUGCUGAUUUCCUGGUAAGAGUGCUACUGAAUGAGCCAGGCUGACACAGUCCUCUCUUGAUGGUAUUGGAGGGGAGAGUGGUGCAUUUCUGAGGUUGGGCAAGGUGACACAUUGGGUGUUUGUAGUCUGGUCGUCCGUGGAAACUCUCCCCAAAGAGAGGCGAGUGAGUUUGAGGCAUGAAUCCAGGCACCUCGUCUGUUUAUUGGUGUCUCGAUCGCUAAGUAGGUUAGUGUUACAGGAGAUUCCUCCCCGGGGCAGAUGAACGGCGAGAUAACAAAAGGUGUGUGUGUGUGUGUGUGUGUGUGACAGCCCACUCCACAUCUCUGUGACAGCCACAGGUUAUUGUAUGUAGCCCAGCAAGUUCAGGACACGAAGCAAUCUGGCAAAGCUCCAAAGAUAAUGCAAAGUCGCCUCUAAAUCACUCAGCGAGCGAGAUAAAGGUUGGUGGCUCUGUCUCGGUACAUCAGAUGACAAACCGCAUAGGAAUCUGUCACGUUGCCAUCAGACAUGUUGUAUAACCUUACCACCACCGCCUGCCUGGUGCCGUCUCACACGCACACACACCCAGGGCCGAUGGCCACCAGGGGUGGCACACUGAUGUAAUACCUCGAGACAUCGCGGUGACAGAAUAACGCCUGGGCAGUUCAUUCCACGGCUGUGAUCGACAGUCAGGACCUCGCAGCAACAACAACAACUUGCACUUAUAUAGCGUUUUUUUUAAAAAAAAACUGAUUUCCUUUGUGAUCGGCGUGUGCUUUACCAUGAAGCGCUUCGAGACGUCUCGUAGAAGUGAUAAGGAGCUGUAUCAACGCGAGGAUUAUUACUAUGAUCACAGGACAUCGUUGAGGCCCAGGGAUAACCCACCUAAAUUGUCUUCAUCGAUUUACGUGGUGACUAUCUACAGUGAGGAUGGGAUGUGCAGGUCCCUGGAGGUGGGUGUCAGCGUGAAGGCCAGCGAUGUUUGUCACCUGCUGGUGCAGAGAAACCGCUGUGUGGAUGAGGAGAGCUGGACAUUGGUGGAGGUGUACCCCCACAUGUCACUAGAGAGAUACCUGGAAGACCACGAGUCCCUGGUUGAGAUCCAGAUGCUGUGGGAGGCCGACAGUGACAGCAAGUUCGUCUUCAGGAAGCACUUUGCGAAGUACGAGUUUUUCAGGAACCCGGCGCCAUUCUUUCCGGAGCAGCUGGUGGCAGGAUGUCUUGAAGCGAAUGAAGGAAUUCCACACUCACAGCUCUUACGGAAUUUCCUGAAUGCCAGACGUUGCCCUGAAAUCCAGGGCUUCAUCCACGUGAGAGACAAGGGCAGGAAGAGCUGGCGGAGGCUCUACUUCUUCCUGAGGAGAUCCGGCGUCUAUUACUCUACCAAGGGCACCUCGAAGGAACCGAGGCACCUGCAUUAUUUCGCUGACGUGAGCGAGGGCAACAUUUACACGGUGACCGAGGGCAGAAAGGCUUUCAACGCGCCGACCGACUUCAGCUUCUGUAUCAAGCCUUACAGGACGCGAAAUGGGAGCAAAGACCUUCAGCUUCUGUGCGCGGACGACGAGCAGAGUCGCACCUGCUGGAUGACAGCAUUCCGGCUCUUUAAGUUGGGAUCUCAGCUGUGUGUGAACUACCAGUUGUCGCAACAGAGACAGGAGCAGCAAGAGUGGCUCAAAUCCUCACCACCAAGAAACCUCUCAGAGACCUCGCUCGUGGCCAUGGAUUUCUCGGGCUGCACUGGGCGUGUGAUUGCCAACCCAGAGGAGGCCUGGACGGUGGCACUGGAGGAGGGACAGACCUGGAGGAAGAAGAGUUUGCAGAGGUACAGUCUGCCCAGCCCGUGCCAGGGCUCGGUGCUCAGCGCAGCCAUACACAGGACCCAGCCCUGGUUUCACGGGAGAAUCUCGAGGGAGGAGGCCCACAGGCUCAUCAUCCAGCACGGUCACGUCGACGGAGUGUUCCUGAUGAGAGAGAGCCAACGCACCCCCACUGGCUUUGUGCUGACCCUCAGUCACCAGCAGAAGAUCAAGCACUUCCUGGUGCUGCUGUGCGAAGAGGAUGGACAGAACUACUACAGCCUUGAUGGGACACACACCAAAUUCACUGACCUGAUCCAACUGGUGGAUUUCUACCAGAUUAACAGAGGGGUGUUGCCAUGUAACCUCAAACACUGUUGUAGCCGCAUUCCUCUCUAACACCUUCCCCGCCCG
Messenger RNA from Callorhinchus milii (elephant shark), 2271 nucleotides. Its product is annotated as growth factor receptor-bound protein 7. NCBI's taxonomy places the organism in Eukaryota, Metazoa, Chordata, Chondrichthyes, Chimaeriformes, Callorhinchidae. The record is from RefSeq and is a predicted model, not a curated record. Gene Ontology annotation, biological process: signal transduction. The coding region runs from base 841 to 2256 and encodes 471 amino acids. The transcript is spliced from 13 exons.